UACAGCUCAGGAAAAAUAAAAGACUUGUAUUCCAAGAUCAGUGCACAAACGUUUUUCAUGAACACUGUAUUUUCUCAUGGUUGUUUAGUUUGUCUGAAUGGCACAAAUUACAAAAGUAUUCAUGUUGUCCUAUAGGUGCGACAUGACCCCUGAGCAAGAGUGCAGGUGUCCACAUCAUAGUCUCUGUAAGCCCUGUAAAGCCACAAUAAACACACAUAUAGACAGGUUGAAUGAGUUAAAGGAAAAAGCAGCACACUUUUCUGGCAAACCAAACAAAGUGCUGCAAAAGUAAACUACAAAUUCCACUGUUACAGGUGCUCAAACCUUUUGCACCAAUAAUACCUUCAUAGGGCAGAGGGCUCACAUUCACUAACAUGCACACCACAACAACUAUCCAAAACAAAAUAACCGAGAGGCUCCAUAAUGACUCACAGAGAGGGAGUGUGACAUCAGUCUCUGCUCAGGACUUCUUUACUAUGCCUUUACAUAGAUUUACAUCUUUCCACUGAAAUAUAGUGUGGUAUAAUUAUUUCGUACCUUGUUUGCCUGGAGGCCUUUUGAAUCCAAUUUGAAUGAGAGAGAGUGAGCGGACAGAGGUCAAUGAUGGCAGAAGCCUAAAUAAAAGCUGUUAUUUACAGUUCAAAUUAAGCUGCCAUGUGGUUUAUGCUCAAUCUCCAUGCAGCUUGUAUGUCGCCUGAGAGGCAAAAUAGAGUUUGUUUUUUUUUAAUAAUUCACGCUGGCAUUGUAACAUUUUGCCAACUCAGAGCUUUUUCCAAAUGUUGGCAGUUGGAUAUUCAGUGGACCCAGUCAAGUCACAGUUGUUUACAAAAUCUAUAUUUUCUCUCUCAUCCACUGCUGUCACAAACAUAGAUCUGGAAUUCCUUUCAACAUUUCCUUCACCUGUCACUGUUGGAUCAGGGAUUUUUUCCAUGUGUCCACUGGGAGGAGCUUUGUGAGAAUCUCAUGAGGUGUGGGAGGUUGGACUAUAAAAGCCAAGCUUUGGAAGAGUUCACACAUCUGCUCUGAUUCUGUCCUGACAGGUUUGAUUAAAAACAUCUGGGUUUUUUUGUUUUUUUGGUUGUUUUUUUUUUUAAUAAUUUGGGUUCACAAUGAAGGUUUUUGGAGUUCUGGUCCUCCUGGCGACUCUGUCUGCAGCAUAUGGGUUGAGAUGCUACGUUUGUGCUCUCGCCAAACCAAACUCCUGCACAGACGUCAUGACAUGCCCUGCCGGCUUGGACCGUUGUGCCAAUGUUGUCACGGGUGAUCUCGUCACACGGAGCUGCUACACCAGUGCUGCAUGUUUAAGCGCCGCCAACUGCUGUUCAACUGACUUGUGUAACGGCGCCAUUACUGCUGGCUCCAGUGUGCUCCUCCUGCUGGUGUCCUCAGCCAUCACCUCACUCUUUCUCUGAAGCUCUGGAGAACAUUUGAUUUUUUUUUUUCUUUCUAGUUUCAGUUAGUUUCUGUAUGCACGAGUAACAUUAAUCUAAAUUCUGCAUUUAUUUCUUCAGAAUUUGCUUUCUAAUUUACAAGAUAACUGCGUGUGAAGUUUGAGUAUUUCUAACUUUGGCACCACCUGGUAGUUGAGUUAUCUAUGUUUUCUAUGUAGUGGUUUUUAAGAUAAUUGGGUUUUUUUUCUGAAGGUUUCUUUAUGAUUUAUAAUAAUCAUUAGAUGUUGUAUGAUAUGACAUCAACCUCUGUUAUUCAGCUUUGUUGUGUUUAUACAACCAUGCCUGAUGAUGAUGAUCAUGUCUGUUAGAAAACACUGUUCAAUUAAAGUUGCUGAGA
Acanthopagrus latus (yellowfin seabream) is the source of this 1788-nucleotide messenger RNA. Its product is annotated as three-finger toxin MALT0070C-like. NCBI's taxonomy places the organism in Eukaryota, Metazoa, Chordata, Actinopteri, Spariformes, Sparidae. Bases 1110 to 1412 code for a protein of 100 amino acids. The record is from RefSeq and is a predicted model, not a curated record. The transcript is spliced from 3 exons.